Gopherus flavomarginatus (Mexican gopher tortoise) is the source of this 2189-nucleotide messenger RNA. Its product is annotated as keratin, type II cytoskeletal 4-like. NCBI's taxonomy places the organism in Eukaryota, Metazoa, Chordata, Testudines, Testudinidae. Gene Ontology annotation, biological process: intermediate filament organization; keratinization. Gene Ontology annotation, cellular component: keratin filament. Gene Ontology annotation, molecular function: structural constituent of skin epidermis. The coding region runs from base 1 to 1770 and encodes 589 amino acids. The transcript has 9 exons. The record is from RefSeq and is a predicted model, not a curated record.
AUGUAUCUCCAGCAAUGCACUCCGUCCGUUGGAGGCAGCAGAAGGAGCUACAGCUCAUGCUCUGCCAUUGGUGCAGGUGGAGUAGGGGGGGGCAGAGCCAGGCGUAGCUACAGCUCCUAUUCCUCCUCCAGGGUCUUUGGAGGUGGCGGACGCUGUGCAGGGUUUGGCAGCAGGAGUCUGCAUAAUCUAGGCGGAGGUACAAGGAUUUCUUACGGUGGAGGAUUUGGGUGCAGAGGUGGUGGCUUUGGUGGUGGGUUCGGUGGCUAUGGAGGUGGAGCGGGCGGCUUUGGAGGAGGAGUGGGUGGCUUUGGAGGAGGAGUGGGCGGUUUUGGCGGACCUGGCUUCGGACCUGGCUUUGGGCCUGGCUUUGGACCUGGCAGACCUGGAGGCAUCCAGCCCGUUCAAGUUGACCCAAGCCUCCUGCAGCCGGUCAAUGUGGAUAUUGACCCUCAUAUUCAACAAGUGAAAAAUCAAGAGAAGGAGCAGAUCAAGGUCCUCAACAACCAGUUUGCAAGCUUCAUCGACAAGGUCCGGUUCUUGGAACAACAAAAUAAAGUUCUGGUCACCAAGUGGGAACUCUUACAACAGCAAGGUGGAGUAAUUAUUAGGAAGGACAUAGCACCCUUGUAUGAGAAUUUUAUCCAAACCUUAAGGAGGAGACUAGAUGGACUCCAGAAUCAAAGAGGACAAUUGCAGUCAGAACUGGAGAACAUGCAGCAGUAUGUCGAGGAUUACAAGUGCAAGUAUGAAGAAGAAAUCAACAAGCGCACAGCUGCUGAGAACGAGUUUGUGGUGCUCAAGAAGGAUGUGGAUAAUGCCUAUAUAGUUAAAGUAGAGUUGGAAACAAAGGUGAACACUCUGAUUGAUGAAAUCAACUUCUUGAGACGUGUGUUUGAUGAGGAAUUAUCUCAGUUGCAGACGAUCAGUCGUGACUUGUCAGUGGUUGUAUCUAUGGAUAACAACAGACAUCUAGAUUUGGAAGGCAUCAUUCAGGAAGUCCGAAAUCAAUAUGAGGAGAUCGCUCAGAGAAGUAGAACUGAGGCAGAGGCUUGGUACCAGUCUAGAUAUGAAGAGCUGCAGAGCACAGCUGGAAGACACGGGGACAACUUGCGCAACACCAAGAUAGAGAUCCAAGAGCUGACGAGGAAUAUCCAGAGACUGCGGGCUGAAAUUGAAAGUGUGAAGAAGCAGAUCACACAGCUGCAGGCUGCCAUUGCGGAGGCAGAGGAGAAGGGCGAGUUGGCCCUCAGGGAUGCUAGGACAAAACUGGAUCAGCUGGAACGUGCCCUGCAGAAAGACAAGGGGGAUCUGGCUAACUUAUUGAAAGAGUACCAGGAUCUGCUGAAUGUCAAACUUGCCCUGGAUAUCGAGAUCGCCAUGUACAGGAAACUGCUGGAAGGAGAAGAGUCCAGGAUAGCCGGAGGUGGCCAUGUGAAUGUCUCUGUCAUUGGUGGAGGUGGAGGAGUCAUCGGGGGUGGAUUUGGUGGCGGAAGUGGAGGAGGCAUCUGUGGUGGUGGAUUUGGCGGUGGAAGCGGAGGAGUGAUCUGUGGCGGUGGAUUCGGUGGAGGCGGAGGAUUCAGCGGCGGAAGUGGAGUUGUUUGUGGUGGUGGAUACGGCAGCAGAACCAUUGGAGGUGGUGGCUUCUCUUCUGGAAGUGGAAGAGGCUACGUAGGUGGCAGCAGCGGCAUCUGCUCCAGCGGCGGUUCCUCCUCGGUCAUACGGCGAAGCACCACAUCUGUCUCCACCAAAUCCGGUUCGGGAGGGUACUGAGCACUGGAGCCAGGCCCCAGAAAGAAAGAAGCAUCUUUUUAUCUUCAAAUGGCAGCAGCACAGCCCACCUAACCCAACUCUGGUAUCCAGAAAAGAAACGAACUGUAUCUCUUACAGCCCACACCCUCGAAACACCACCUGAUCCUGACCGCAUCUUCCCUGAAAGGAGGGUGGGAGCAACGCGUCAUCCUGGCAGCAACACCUGCAGGGAUUAAACCAAACGUCCGUGUCAGUUGAAAUGCACCCACCAAUUAAAUAUUAUAAGACCCUCUAAAGUAAAGCAUCACUUGAGGAUAUCAGUAAGCAGCGAGCUGAUUUAGAGGAGGGAGACCUCUGCCCCUCUGGGUGUGCUGUAGAUUUUUGGCUGUUGUGGCUGUCAAGGGGUAAUGUGUAUAAAACUCAACUUUCCUCUUCUUUUC